AUGUGCAAGUGCCUUUUGCUCAUUCUUUGCAUUCUUUUCCCACCUUUGGCCGUGCUGAUCCAUUCGGGCUGUGACAUCAACUUUUGCAUUAACAUUCUCUUCACGUUUCUUGCUUACAUUCCUGGGAUGAUUCAUGCAAUCUACAUCUUGCAUGAUGUCUGGAGCGUUAUGGCACUUCCUCUACAUGUUCAACAACUUACUACAUCUAGAUUCAAUCAAAUUAUUUAUGCAUGCUUCAUU
Mesorhabditis belari is the source of this 240-nucleotide messenger RNA. The record is from the annotation of a GenBank genome assembly. Lineage: Eukaryota; Metazoa; Nematoda; Chromadorea; Rhabditida; Rhabditidae.